Molecule: messenger RNA, 579 nt
Organism: Ceratitis capitata (Mediterranean fruit fly)
Lineage: Eukaryota; Metazoa; Arthropoda; Insecta; Diptera; Tephritidae
Gene: RpL32
Product: 60S ribosomal protein L32
Exons: 3
Coding region: 115-519 (134 amino acids)
Biological process (GO): translation
Cellular component (GO): ribosome; cytosolic large ribosomal subunit
Molecular function (GO): structural constituent of ribosome
Source: RefSeq, a predicted model, not a curated record
AUGUAUGUAAGCACUGCUAAGUGACAACAAAUGUCAAGUUUGAUGUUGACUAAAUAGCGGCUAACUUCAAGUUUCUUUCUUUUUGACGUGCUCUUUCUGAAAAAUCGUGUAAAGAUGACGAUACGCCCAGCAUACAGACCAAAAAUUGUGAAGAAGCGCACCAAGCACUUCAUUCGCCAUCAGUCGGAUCGCUAUGCGAAACUUUCGCACAAAUGGCGCAAACCAAAAGGUAUUGAUAACAGAGUACGUCGUCGUUUCAAGGGUCAAUACUUGAUGCCAAACAUUGGUUAUGGUUCAAACAAACGCACUCGUCAUAUGUUACCAACUGGCUUCAAGAAAUUCUUGGUUCACAAUGUCAGAGAAUUGGAAGUUCUGUUAAUGCAAAAUCGUGAAUACUGCGGUGAAAUCGCUCAUGGCGUAUCAUCGAAAAAGCGCAAGGAAAUUGUUGAGCGCGCCAAGCAACUGGCUAUUCGUCUUACCAACCCCAACAGUCGCUUGCGAUCACAGGAGAACGAAUAGACUUAAAUUUGUCGCUGUUCUUUUUUAUUUACAACAACUUCAAUAUAAAAAUGAAAAAUA